Molecule: messenger RNA, 287 nt
Organism: Racocetra fulgida
Lineage: Eukaryota; Fungi; Glomeromycota; Glomeromycetes; Diversisporales; Gigasporaceae
Source: the annotation of a GenBank genome assembly
CUUAAAGCAAUCAAACCAAAUUAUGCAACAGAAUCUCUCGAGACAUCUUUUAAUUGGGAUGAAAUAGCAACCAGCAUUAAGGAUGUCGAAGGAGAAUGGUAUGCCGUUGCUUUUCGAUCUAUCCGAAGAGUGGACGCAGAUAAUAAAUUAUUGUAUGAAGCUGAUGCUAAAGCUUACAAUGAAGCAAUGCUUCAUGGAGAUGAUUCAAUUAAAGCAACUCAAAAUCGUCUUCAUGCUGAUGCAAAGAGAUUAACUAACUCAAUGUAUGAAACCUAUACCUUAGAAAG